Astyanax mexicanus (Mexican tetra) is the source of this 3232-nucleotide messenger RNA. RefSeq names its product secreted frizzled-related protein 5 (gene sfrp5). Gene Ontology annotation, biological process: non-canonical Wnt signaling pathway; canonical Wnt signaling pathway; negative regulation of canonical Wnt signaling pathway. The coding region runs from base 432 to 1373 and encodes 313 amino acids. The transcript is spliced from 3 exons. Lineage: Eukaryota; Metazoa; Chordata; Actinopteri; Characiformes; Acestrorhamphidae. The record is from RefSeq and is a predicted model, not a curated record. Gene Ontology annotation, molecular function: Wnt-protein binding.
AGGAGAAGCCUGUGGGAGGUGGAGUGGACUCGCAGCUUUGCUAGGGGGCUGUCUGCUGGUAAGGCCACUGCAAUCCACUCCUUCAUAUACUUUAAGUGCACCUCAGUUAGAGUAGAAAAGAGCACAGCUGUGGGAGCUUCCCUAAAGCCACCUGAAGCACUGCAGGUUAGGAGCAUUUCAACUCCUAGAGUGGAAGAUUGACUGGGCUGAAUAUACUGAAUCAGGAGGAACGUGGAGACUUUUAGCAGCAUUUUGAUGCUUUUUAAUUAAUUUUAAUCAUCUACAGUUUGAAGAAGAAGAAGAAGGAGAAGAAGAAGAAGAAGAAGAAGAAGAAGAAGAAAAGGAUUAUUGUUAUUUUUAAAAUUUUUAUUUUUUCAUAAACCAUCUCAUGUCCUUCUUUUAUUAAUUUACACCAAAAAAACUUCAGCAGCAUGGCAGGUCAGAAGAAACAGGUGAGCAAGGCCAGGCUUCUGACCUUUCUGGCACUAGGAAUCUUCUUCAUCACCUUAGUUGCCUCAGCAGAGGAGUACGACUAUUACAGCUGGCAGUCCGACAACUUCCACAACGGCCGCUUCUACGCCAAGCAGCCCCAGUGCGUAGACAUCCCAGUGGACCUGCGCCUCUGCUACACUGUGGGCUACAAGAAAAUGCGGCUGCCCAACCUGCUGGACCACGAGACCAUGCCAGAGGUGCUGCAGCAGGCAGGUAGCUGGGUGCCCCUGCUGGCCAAGCGGUGCCAUGCUGACACUCAGGUGUUCCUGUGCUCACUGUUCGCUCCAGUCUGCCUGGACCGGCCCAUCUACCCCUGCCGCUCCCUGUGCGAGGCCGUCAGGGAUAGCUGCGCCCCCGUCAUGGAGACCUACGGCUUUCCCUGGCCUGAGAUGCUCCAGUGCGACAAGUUCCCCUACGAUAAUGACCUGUGCAUCACCAUGCAGUUCUCUAUGAACCACGCCACUCAGACUCCAGUUUCCAAAGCAUGUCCACCGUGUGACAAUGAACUGAAGUCUGAGACAGUAAUGGAACACUUCUGUGCCAGUGACUUCGUGCUGAAGAUGAAAAUCAAAGAAGUCAAAAAGGAGAAAGGUGACCGCAAGCUCAUCGCAGCACAGAAGAAGAAGAAGGUUCUGAAGAUGGGCAUCCUGCGCAAAAAAGACCUGAAGAAGCUCACAUUGUAUCUUAAGAAUGGAGCAAACUGCCCUUGUUCACAACUGGACAACCUCGGGAGCAACUUCCUCAUCAUGGGACGCAAAGUGGACCAGCAGCUGCUGCUCAUGUCUAUCCACAAGUGGGACAAGAAGAGCAAAGAACUUAAGUAUGCCAUCAAAUACAUGAAGUCCCAUCAGUGCCCAACUUACCACACCGUCUUCCAGUGAACAGCGGCCACAUAACUCAAGAUUUCUCCAUCCAACCUUCUCCUUCCAGCAGACCCUUUCUACAGUUAGCACAUACUAUUAUUAUUCAAAAGCUGCCUUCGGGAAUGAUUCAUUUGCUAAUGGUCGGAUACUUCAAAUAUUUCAGAUAUUUCAGCAAUGUUUAUACUUCUUUUUUUUAUAUUGUUCACUGUAUAUAUAGACGUUGAUGCAUCUUUUGAAACAAUCAGUACAUUCAUACAUAAAUAUGUUUUUCAGAAACCCUCAGAUACUCAUUGUUCUCUGUUAGAGCAAAAACAUAGAGCAAUUCAUUCCCAAAGAAACUGUUCUAGAUGCAAAGCCAACUUAAACAGUUUGUAAAUACGUUCCACAAACAGUGGCACAGAAUUAUGAUAAGAGAGUGAUAAGAAAAGUGGCCAUGUUGAGACGUUGAAAUGUGAGAGUAAGGGAAAACAAUCAGUCACUUUUUUUGAAGGGUACCUACAUAGGGGCUUUGUAACACAUUAAUUCAGAGCAUUAAAUAAUGUAUUUAUAAAGCAGCAUUAAAACAUGUAUAAAUGAUUUACCCCAGUACUGCCAACAUAAGGUUUUAUGUUUUAGGAAAUUAAGCAGUGUUGAUGUUGUGUAUUGAUAUAACAUACUGUAAAUGGAUUUCAAUUUCGCUGCUGAACAGGUAAUCAUUGAGCUUCAGUAAGGUUGCUAACCUCGCUCGGUAAUGACCGCCACCACGAACAGCGUAGGAGUGAAAGGCCAUCAGUUUCUCUGAUUUUGCUGUUUAUAGGUAUAUAUUUGAGUAAAAUAUAAUUUGUUUUUUUAUUCUAUAAACUACGGACAACAUUUAUCCCAAAUUCCAAAAAAAAUAUUGUCAUUUAGAGCAUUUAUUUGCAGAAAAUAAGAAAUGGCUGAAAUAACAAAAACGAUGCAGAGCUUUCAGACCUUAAAUAAUGCAAAGAAAACAAGUUCAUAUUCAUAAAGUUUAAGAGUCAGAAAUCAAUAUUUGGUGGAAUAACCCUGGUUUUUAAUCACAGUUUUUAUGGAUCUUGACAUGUUUUCCUCCACCAGUCUUACACACUGCUUUUGGAUAUCUUUAUGCCACUCCUGGUGCAAAAAUUCAAGCUUGGUUUGAUGAUCAUCAUUAUGAUCAUCAUUUCUAAGUGGUCUCUUAUUUUAUUCCAGAGCUGUAUAUAUAUUUAAAAAAAACAACUUAUUUUGUAUGUAAUUGCGUACGCAAUUCAUAAAUCUUAAAAUGAUGCUUUAUAAAAACAUUAUUUAAUUUUUUGAGUGUGUUAUAAAGCCUCUAUAUAGAUAGUCUUCAAAUAUUGUAAGUGUUACCACAAUCAGUAAGCAAAUAUUUGAUCAAAAAAAGAUGAGUGCUUUGAAAACAUGCAGCCAGUUAAGGUUUCUUGUUGUGUUUUAUCUUGUAGAUAUGGAGAAUAAAUGGUAUACCGUGCAUUAUGUAGAUAAGAUUAUGGUUAUGGUUAUGGAAAAACCUUCCAGAAUGCAGAGCCACCUGAGAUGUGGUUCACGUCGAGGAGAAAUGAGGAGAACUGAUUGCAGUUCUCCUGAUUGUUGAUCAUAUGGACGAUGAGCAGCACCUGGAACGCUUCCCUGUCCUGAGCGAGAGUCUCGCACCAGCUGGCCGGACGCUGGACGGACUCUGGACGGACUCUGGACUGACCGAACAGUUUGGCCGGUGAGAUCACUGGCAUCCUUCACUAUUUUUUUCAUAUAUCGAAUGUUCUUUUUUUUACUGAAAUUAUUAUCAACUGCUUCAAAUAUACUUCUAUGGUAUGAAAACAAAUGAAAACAUCUGGCAGACAUAGCAUCUGGAUUCACUGUUUAUAAAUAAAUGAUAAAAUCUC